UUCUCUUUAUUUCAUUGUCUUUGUAGAUUUUCAGCCAACCAAAGGCAAAAGCCCAGAGAUAGCAAUAACAUGGCAUUGAGAAUGUGGGCUUCUUCCACUGCCAAUGCACUCAAAAUCUCUUGUGCCUCCAAAGCUCACCUCUCCCCUGCAUUCUUCCUCUCCAGAUGCUUUUCCACAGUUUUGGAUGGGUUGAAAUAUGCCAAUUCACAUGAAUGGGUGAAGCAUGAAGGUUCAGUGGCUACCAUUGGCAUCACUGACCAUGCUCAGGACCAUCUUGGAGAAGUAGUCUUUGUGGAACUGCCAGAACCUGGUGGCUUAGUUAGCCAAGGCAAAGGCUUUGGAGCCGUGGAAAGUGUUAAAGCAACCAGUGAUGUCAAUUCCCCAAUCUCUGGUGAAGUCGUUGAGGUUAAUUCAAAGCUUACUGAGGCUCCUGGCUUGAUCAAUUCAAGCCCAUAUGAAGAAGGAUGGAUGAUCAAGGUGAAGCCAAGUAGUCCAUCAGAAUUAGAAUCCUUGAUGGGUCCAAAGGAAUACACCAAAUUCUGCAAGGAAGAAGAUGCUUCCCACUAGAACUUUGUAUUAUAUUUUAACUUCUGUCACAUCUUCUAUGUUAUUGACAAUUAUCACAGGCAGUAAGCUCCAACUUUGCAAAGUUGCUUCUUCCCUUUCUUUACAUUAAUAUUUUAAAAGAAAUUUUCCUGC
Molecule: messenger RNA, 699 nt
Organism: Durio zibethinus
Lineage: Eukaryota; Viridiplantae; Streptophyta; Magnoliopsida; Malvales; Malvaceae
Product: glycine cleavage system H protein, mitochondrial-like
Biological process (GO): protein lipoylation; glycine decarboxylation via glycine cleavage system
Cellular component (GO): mitochondrion; cytoplasm; glycine cleavage complex
Source: RefSeq, a predicted model, not a curated record